Molecule: messenger RNA, 1218 nt
Organism: Alternaria metachromatica
Lineage: Eukaryota; Fungi; Ascomycota; Dothideomycetes; Pleosporales; Pleosporaceae
Exons: 1
Coding region: 1-1218 (405 amino acids)
Biological process (GO): fatty acid metabolic process
Cellular component (GO): mitochondrion
Molecular function (GO): trans-2-enoyl-CoA reductase (NADPH) activity
Source: RefSeq, a predicted model, not a curated record
AUGGCUACCAAACUCAUCUCGCCGUCUCCGCGAUUAGCGCAGUCAUGUCUGCGCCGCACACGACACCUAGCCCCGGCCGUAUCGCGACUUCCGCAGCGCCGCUACAUCUCCGCAUACGGCUACGAGCAAGCCAAAGCCCUCACAUUCUCCGAAUAUGGCGAGCCUCCCGCUGUGCUUUCCCUUCACGGCCAUUCCAUCUCGCCACCGCAUAGCAACUUUAUGACAUUGCGCUUCCUCGCUUCCCCCAUCAAUCCCGCCGACAUCAACCAGAUCCAAGGCGUAUACCCUUCGAAGCCGACCUUCACCACCAACCUAGGCACACCCAACCCAAUCGCUGUCGCCGGAAAUGAAGGAGUGGCGGAGAUAAUAGCAUUGGGCGAAGGAGUCAAGAAGGAAGGCUUCAAGAAGGGCGACUGGGUCUUCAUGAAAGGUCCUGGCUUUGGUACAUGGCGAACACACGCAAGCGCCACCACGAACGACGUAGUCAAGCUCGACGACCAGAUGCGCGAAGGCAUUACCGCGAUCCAGGCCGGCACCGUAUCCAUAAACCCAUGCACAGCAUACCGCAUGCUUCGCGACUUCACAACGCUCUCGGAAGGCGAGUGGUUCAUACAGAAUGGAGCAAACUCAGGUGUCGGACGUGCCGCCAUUCAACUAGGCAAGAAGUGGGGUUACAAGAGCAUCAACGUGAUCCGUAGCCGGGAAGACAAGAGCAAGGAAGAAGCCAUGAAGAAGGAACUUCACGAGCUGGGCGCAGACGUCGUCAUCACGGAUGCAGAAUUGCAAUCGCAGGGCAUCAAGGACCAGGCCAAAGAAUGGACAAAUGGCGGUCGCGCACCCAUUCGUUUGGCAUUGAACUGCGUGAACGGUAAAGCAGCUACCGCAAUGGCUAAACUACUUUCUUCCUCUUCGCACUUCGUUACCUACGGCGCCAUGUCGAAGCAGCCUUUGACUAUUCCCGCGUCGAUGCUCAUCUUCAAGGACAUCCACUUCCACGGCUUUUGGGUAAGCAGGUGGGCGGAAAAGCACCCCGAGGAGAAGCAGAAGACAGUCGCCGAUGUAUUGGAUAUGACACGCAAGGGCGAGUUCAGGGAUAUGCCUGUUGAUGAGAUCAAAUGGGAGUGGGAUACCAAGGGCGACGAGCUGAUAGGCAAGGUCAAGGAUACUCUUGAGGGCUACAGAGACGGCAAGGGGAUUUUCGUGUUUGGUAAGACGUAG